Messenger RNA from Belonocnema kinseyi, 6967 nucleotides. It is a transcript of the gene dnc, whose product is annotated as cAMP-specific 3',5'-cyclic phosphodiesterase. Lineage: Eukaryota; Metazoa; Arthropoda; Insecta; Hymenoptera; Cynipidae. Gene Ontology annotation, molecular function: 3',5'-cyclic-AMP phosphodiesterase activity. Gene Ontology annotation, biological process: signal transduction. The transcript is spliced from 14 exons. The coding region runs from base 567 to 3605 and encodes 1012 amino acids. Gene Ontology annotation, cellular component: nucleus; perinuclear region of cytoplasm; cytosol. The record is from RefSeq and is a predicted model, not a curated record.
ACGUUCCGCACCGGUAUCCACUAAAUUAACCAAAAAAAUUGUUUAAAUAAAAAAUACGAAAAUUUGUGAAUCCCUCGGUUUGUGCGCGUCCUUCUAGUUCAGUGAAACAACCUUCGCUUCUCAAAUUUAAGUGUUCCACAAAAGAGAAAAAAAGGUCAUGUGAGUGCAGUGAUUCAGUGACAUUUUUCCCAGUGGUCUCCUCAUUGCCUUUCACUGUACUUUUGUACUGAUUUAAGUUAACUGGACCAUAUAAUAAUCCAGACUAACCGGCUCAGAGCCAGAGUCCUGCGACAACCAGGACAGAAGACUACAAGUAAGAGCAAAAAUGUUUACUCUAAGAAGAAAACGCAUCUACUUAACGAUCUCAUGUUGACGUUUUAAAAACUCUGAAGAAGUAAGAAAACUUUCAUGGCAUCUUGCGGCUUAGUCGGAAGGAACUGACGACCCGAAAAACAAAUCUAACCGCUUACAGAUGAUUUUCUGACGAAUUAUUUACACUCUGUUUCUUUCGUUGAAGUUGAGUUAUUAAUUUUUUCCAUUGAAGUUGAAGUAAAGAGAAUCAAAUCAUGGAGGAUGAGGACGCGGAGGAGAUGCGAGAGGCGAUUACACUCGUGAAUAAAUACGUCUCAAAAACCACAUCCAAAAGGAUUUCUUCGACCCGGCAGCGACUUGUGAAGAAAGAUCAUUCAAACGAGGAAUCUGAUACCAUGGAGUGUCCAUCCGAAAACGAGGUGGAGAACAUUACUCCUGAUGAAGAUCCGGAACCGAUCGUGACUGACGAGAAGGGGAACCGCAUUUCCGGAAGACAGAUAUCCAAAGAGAGUGAACUUCCUGAUGUCUCCGAAGAGGUGUCGGAAGUCUCAGAAGUCUCGGAAGCACGAGUAGAAGUCCGUAAAGCCCACUCUCAAAGACACACAGCCACCGCAAGGAUUCAGAUUCAAAGUUCCUCUUCAUCCAAUGAAAACGAAAACCCUCCAAGAACUAGCUUUGCUAAAUACGGUGGAGCUAGACUAUUCAUGAGCUCCACCAGAAGCCCGCAAUCCAGUUCGAGCCAAGAGGAAUAUGAACCGGAAGUGAAAACUAUUCCAAAGCAGAAUCUGCUGACUAUAGCGUCCAGUCAUGUAACCGCCAGAUCAAUGGAGUCUUUGAGGACAUCUAGAAACUUUUUGAGUGCAGAUGAUCGCUACUGUGAGGACUCUCGAUCUUUGGAGUCUCUUUCUUCUUCUUCAGAAACUCAUGUGGCUUCUGGAUCGAAAGGACAUUACAGAAGUUUUCUAACUUCUUCGAGGAAGGACAUGCGGCGGAUUGUGGCUCUAGAGUCUAGAAGCACUGAUAAUCUUCAUCGCGAAGAGAGUCUCAAUGCUGAAGUUAGAAGAGGUUUGUUUGCUAAUAUGGGUCUCGAGAGGAGGCUUCCCCAGCAUCUUAGUUUGCCUCCUCCUUCAGGAGUUUUUUCUUUAACGAGUCCUGGAGGUAGUGAUAGGAGAAUCACAAUUUUGAGUCCACAUUCGCCUCUUCAAGUUCCUGACUUUCAACAGAGUUUCGCGGUCCAGACCCUCAAGAACAGGAGGAAGAAGGCUAUUGUCUUGCCGAGGUUGGUGUUACCCCGAAGUGAUUCAGAAGUCUUCUUAGACUUUGAUGUGGAAAAUGGAGCAUCAACGCUGGAAGCCGGUGGGGGCGGCGGAGCAUCUCCGAGUGCAGGUCUGGUUUUACAGAACCUGCCACAAAGGAGAGAAAGUUUCCUGUAUAGAAGCGAUAGCGAUUUUGAGAUGUCGCCGAAGUCGAUGUCGCGGAACAGCUCUAUCGCUAGUGAAAGGUUCAAAGAUACAGAUCCGCCUGUCGAGCGAGCGACAUUUACCGAUCAGUACAGUCAUGGCGAGGACCUCAUCGUCACUCCCUUCGCGCAGAUACUCGCUUCUCUGCGAUCAGUUAGAAACAAUUUUCAAUCGCUCACGAACGUGCCGACUAAAGGAUCGAGGAGGAGUAGUGCAGCCCAGGGUAGUAAUACGCCUCAGCCACGGAUCCUGGCGCCCGGAGAAGAGCCUUACGUGAAAAUGGCUGUAGAAACGUUAGAGGAGCUAGACUGGUGCCUGGACCAGUUAGAAACCAUUCAGACGCAUCGAUCCGUGUCCGACAUGGCUUCCCUAAAGUUCAAGAGGAUGUUGAACAAAGAGCUUUCACACUUUUCGGAAUCAUCCAAGUCUGGCAACCAGAUCUCCGAGUACAUCUGCAGCACUUUUCUCGAUAAACAACAGGAGUUGGAUUUACCAUCUCUGCGAAUUGAAGAUGCUGUUGCUGCAACGGGAGUUAUGGAAACGAGGGUUACCAAGAAGAAAGAUCGUGUACAAAGGGGGCCGGCCUCGAUGUCACACAUUAGCGGUGUCAAAAAACCCUUAACGCACACUAAUAGUUUCACUGGAGAAAGAGUACCCGCUUAUGGCAUAGAAACACCUAAUGAAGAUCAACUGGGCAAGCUUCUGUCGGACAUCGACAAGUGGGGAAUCGACAUCUUCAGAAUAGGCGAACUCAGUAGUAACCGACCGUUGACCUGCGUGGCGUAUACAGUCUUCCAGAGUCGUGAUCUGCUCAAUUCCCUACAAAUUCCACCCAAGACCUUUGUUACCUUCAUGAUGACCUUAGAGGAUCACUACGUCAAGGAUAAUCCCUUCCACAACAGCCUUCAUGCAGCAGACGUCACACAAUCUACGCACACUCUCCUCAACACUCCUGCACUCGAGUCCGUAUUCACGCCCCUGGAAAUCACAGCAGCUCUCUUUGCAGCGACAAUCCACGAUGUUGAUCAUCCUGGUCUUACGAAUCAAUUCCUGAUUAAUUCAAGUUCAGAACUCGCUCUGAUGUACAACGACGAAUCGGUGCUCGAAAACCACCACCUGGCAGUGGCUUUCAAACUCCUGCAGAAUGAUGGCUGUGACAUCUUUGUAAACAUGACGAAGAAGCAGCGUCAGACUCUAAGGAAGAUGGUGAUAGAUAUGGUGCUUUCGACAGACAUGUCAAAGCACAUGACUCUUCUGGCUGAUCUAAAAACCAUGGUGGAGACGAAAAAAGUCGCCGGAUCAGGAGUCCUUCUUCUGGACAACUACACAGACAGAAUACAAGUCCUGGAAAACCUGGUGCACUGCGCCGACCUGUCCAAUCCCACGAAACCGCUUCCACUUUAUCGGCGAUGGGUUGCUCUUCUGAUGGAGGAGUUCUUCCUCCAAGGGGAUAGAGAGAGGGAGCAGAACAUGGACAUCAGUCCCAUGUGUGACAGACACAGUGCCACCAUAGAGAAGUCUCAGGUUGGAUUCAUUGACUACAUCGUCCAUCCACUCUGGGAAACCUGGGCUGAUCUGGUUCAUCCGGAUGCUCAAGAGAUUCUAGACACCUUGGAGGAGAAUCGAGACUGGUAUCAAUCCAUGAUUCCACCUUCACCACCUUCGGAUGAUCAGUCGAAUGACCAGCAACAGUCCGACAGGAUACACUUCCAGGUAACAUUGGAAGAAGGAGAUGAAAGUGGGGAAGCGGGGGAAAGUGGUGAUCAGACAGCAAUUUCCGGUGAAGAAGGGGGUGGUGAAUCAGAAGAUAUCGCUGGAGAAGCUGGAAUGUGACGGAGGCUGGCUGGCAUUUGCAAGAAGCUCCACGAAAAGGUGCAACAAACUUGGUGGCGUGUUCGCCAGUGACGUUGAACGUCUGCUUCUGGUUUUCUCGAGUUUGCUACCUGAGAAGUCGCUCGGAAAGGCUCAGAUGACCCACAUGAUCCCGGUUAUCCUUUACCGGUGAAUACUCGUGAUGUAUGAGGCGCGAGUGAUGUAUGAUGCACUAGUGCUGCACGAUGUACUAGUGAUGUGCGAUGCACUAGUGAUGUACGAUGCGCUAAUUGUAGAAGCGGAAGGUGAUAACUCGAAUUGCAGGUGCUAAAUUGAUGAACAAAACAAAGUGAGAGAGAAUGAGAAGACGUAAAUGAAAGAUUAAUUGUUUCCUCAAACCGGCUGGACCGGACUGAGGAAGGGAAUGCGGAAUGUCGACUGGAGGGUGAAUGCUCAAUAGAAGAAAAGCUCAACGUACGUUCUCACUAAGUACUUCUGCAAGAAACGAGUUCUGCUUGCCAAAAAAAAGGAGCGUCAAUACUCGAAGCGACUGGGAGUGCGAAUGGAAACGUGCAAAAAAUAUUCGACAAAUGCAAAAAAAAAUUCGAAACGCGCAAGAAUCAGACUGAGAGACGAUCUAAGACUCGUGCUACUCAACCGAAAUUCUUCAUCGACAUAUCAACACACACACAAAAAAAAAAAAAAAGAAUUUCGGAUGAUUUGGAUCAGUUUAGAGGAACCAGAAAAUUUUAGGCAAGCUGAAUUGAACUUGGCGAAUGAGACGAUUUUCGUCAAACGAACGUACAAUUCGCGCAAGUCGUAAUUCUACGAUAUGUACAUGUAAUCUAUACCUCGACCUUAAUGUAUGUUUGCGUUUGUUUCCCGUUUAUUUCCUACUGACUGUAAAAUUAAGGUUGAUGUGUACAGGGUGACAACGUACGUUUUCUAAACGCACAGAGAGACUGGAGAAAAGGACGGAAAAGAUAGAAAAUAAAGUCAAAAAAAAGAGAAAAAAAAGAAGAUAUACUCUAAUCUCCGAGAGAAUCAUCUGCAGACAUCUUUACGUAUUUGGGCGGAGAUUCUAUUAAGUAAGGAGUUGUCUGGAUAAAAGUGUUCAAUAUUGAAGCAGGCACUCAUUUUUUUAUGACGCUCAGGGAGUGUGCGGGUCAAGUUUCUUUGAGAAAGGCUUCUACAGCUGCGCAAAGUGGACAUAAGUUGGUCCUGCAGGUUAUUAUCUCUGGAAAUAGAGUUUACACUCUAUUGUCCGAAAGAGAAUAAGGUUAAUUCUCAUUAGGAAUGGAGAAUGUACUCUAUUAUAAUAAAAAAUAGAGUAUAUACUCUAUUCCCAGAAAAAAAUAAUGUUAUUCUCGCGGGAAAUAUAUACUCUAUUCCUCAAGAAGAUGAUCUGCAGACGCGCAUCUUUACGUAUUUGGGUGGAGAUUAUGUCAAAAAGGGAUUUGCCUGUAUGAAAGUGUCCAAUAUUGAGGCAGGCACUCAAUUUUUUUAUUACCUUCAGGAAGCGUGCGGGUCAAGUUUCUUGAAGGAAGGCUUCCAUAGCUGCGCAAAGUGGACAUAGGUUGGUCCUGUCGUUUAUUCUCUCGGAAAAAAGAGUAUAUACUCUAUUUCCUGAAAGAAAACAAGUUUGUUCUCACGGGGAAAAGCGUAUAUACUCUAUUCGCAGAGAAAUAAUAAAUUUAUUCUCAGAGGGAAUAAUAUACUCUUAUUUUAAUAGAGAAUGAAGUAUAUACUCUAUUCCUCGAAAGUGAUUUAGGUUCUUCUUACGAGGAAUGAAAUAUAUAGUCUAUUCCCUAAGAGAGAAUAUAUUUCUUUCGCGAGGAAUAGAGUAUGUAAUCAUUAUAACAGAGAAUAUUCUCUUAUUACAACACAGAAUAUACUCUUAUUAUGAGAAUGAAAAGAGUAUAUGCUCUAUUCUUCGAAAGUAAUUUAGGUUUUUCUGAUAGGUUAUGGAGUAUAUACUCUAUUCUCCUAGAGACAAUAAGUUUGUUUUCACAUAGAAUAGAGUAUAUUCUCUAUUAUAAUAGAAAAUAGAAUAUAUACUCUAUUCACCGAAAGAUAAUAAGGUUAUUUUUAUGGGAAAAGAGAAUAUACUCCAAUAUUAUAGAGAAUAGAAUAUGAUUAUUUUCACGGACAAAAGAGUAUAUACUCUAUUGCCCGAUAGAGAAUAAGUUUGUUAUAACAGGGAAUAGAGUAUAUACACUAUUCCCGAGUGAGAACAAGUUUGUUAUCACAGGGAAUAGAGUGGUAUACUGGAUUCCCCGAGGAAGAUGAAGUAUGUUCUUUCGGGGAUUAGAGUAUAGAGAGGUGAGAUGAGAGAACACUACGCUUCCUUGGUUUGAUUUUUGUUCGGUUCUCCGAUUAGUCGAUAGUUACCUAACAGUAAUCGAGGAUCCCAAUCUCGAAACCCAAGCUUUCGUCUCGAUCGCUUAUUAGAAAUUAGGGGUGUGACUAAAAGCGAGAACUCAGUAGUGGCAUCUUAAUAACGAAGCACUAACAGUUAGGAAAUUACCAUAAGGUUUAGUGUAAGAUUUAUUUAAAGAGAAUGAAGCAAUUGAUUUUAAUAUACAACUGUGAAAAAAGCUGGUCUUUGAUGUUUGUAUUAAAAUUGAUUCGUGACUCCUGCGACGACGCUUUCAAUACCUGCGACGUGUGUACAGUUUAAUUCAGCGUGAACCUCGUCGAUAGUUGUUUUUAACCAAAGAGUAAUAUUAGCUUACUGUAAGCCGAAGGUGAAGAAGAACCACCCACAAAAACAUUUUCCACGACACCGAAUUCUCGCAUUUCUCGGCUUGUAGUGUCGCUAGAAACCCAUAGAAUAGUCAAACAUCUUGCCAUCAUCGGCUAGUCAUUUUCCAUUCAAUUCUCAAAUCCAAAAAUCCUUGAAUCCUCUGAUCCUACAUCAAAUCCAGGACGAAAUUCGUUAUCCGCCAAAAAAAAAAACAAAAAACAAAAAAAAAAACACUUGAAAGACUCAAUUUGAUGAUCCUUGCCCUGUGGCCAUUUCGAUGAAAGUAAUUAAAAAUUAAAGAGUAAUGUGAUCCGAUCAACAACCAAGUUCGAAGAAAUAGAUCUGUUAUAGAGAGAGAAAAAAAGAGAGAAAAAGAGAGAAAAAAUCGACUCUAUAAGUCGUGAAUAGAGAUAGAGAUAGGGAUGAAAUUGAGAGUGAAUCGAGAAAUGUUCCCUAAGUCUAACGUAAUCGUAAUAUUUAAACUCUGAGAAUUCUGUAUCUGUGUCGUAGAAAUAUGAGAGUAUUGCGAUUAUUUAACGAGAUAUGUAAUAAUUUUAAUAUAAUACGUGUUUGAUUGCUGGACAGUUAAAUGAACAUGUCGUACGAGAUAUAAUAAAAACAUAUUUAUUGUCGGAAA